GUGCUGUGCCUCCCAUCCAGUCCCCAAUCAACAGAGGCUCGGAGUGUAAGAGUUUCCAACCCUGGCUGUCGCUUGUGUACAAUUUCAGCGGUGUCAGGUGUGGGGGCGUCCUGGUGCACCCACAGUGGGUGCUCACAGCUGCCCACUGCUCACACAACAAUUACCAGCUCUGGCUGGGUCGCCACAGCCUGUUCGAGCAUGAAGACACAGCCCAGUUUGUCCAGGUCAGUCGUAGCUUCCCACACCCUGAAUUCAAGCUGAACCUCCUAAAGAACCAUACCCAGCGCCCCGGAAAGGACUAUAGCCAUGACCUCAUGCUGCUGCGCCUGGCAGAGCCUGCCCAGAUUACAGAUGCUGUGAGGGUCCUGGACCUGCCCACCCAGGAACCCCAACUGGGGAGCACCUGCUAUGUCUCUGGCUGGGGCAGCCCUGAACCAGUCACAUACAUCGGCAAUCUCCAGUGCGUGGACCUCAAACUCCUGUCCAAUGAUGUAUGUGCCAAGGCCCAUUCCCAGAAGGUGACAGAUCACAUGUUGGGCGCUGGGCCUUUGGAGGGCAACAGGGACACCUGCCCGGGUGACUUGGGGGUCCCACUGAUCUGCAUUGGUGUGCUUCAGGGAAUCACAUCUGGGGGCCACAUCCCAUGUGGCAGCCCCAGUAUGCCUGCUGUCUACACCAAACUGAUUCCCUACCUGCAAUGGAUCAAAGAGACCAUGUGGGUCAACAGCUGA
This is a messenger RNA of Neomonachus schauinslandi (Hawaiian monk seal), 731 nucleotides long. Its product is annotated as kallikrein-1-like. Lineage: Eukaryota; Metazoa; Chordata; Mammalia; Carnivora; Phocidae. Gene Ontology annotation, molecular function: serine-type endopeptidase activity. The record is from RefSeq and is a predicted model, not a curated record. Gene Ontology annotation, biological process: regulation of systemic arterial blood pressure; zymogen activation.